Molecule: messenger RNA, 513 nt
Organism: Knipowitschia caucasica
Lineage: Eukaryota; Metazoa; Chordata; Actinopteri; Gobiiformes; Gobiidae
Source: the annotation of a GenBank genome assembly
AUGGGCCACGGGUGCCAGAUCCAGUCCAAGAGCCACAGACCUGAGCAGAGCGUGUGUUUUCAUGGCGUGCAGUCCCAUGAUAACACCGCCCCUGUCCUGACCCAUCCCAGCUUCUGUCCGUCAGGCCUUCAGGUGCCUGGAUGUUGCUACUUGUUCCGCUGUGUUCUUCCAUUGCUCGAGCUCCUUUGUGAGAGCGCUGGGGAGCCGCCAUUGGCAGACAGCAGACGACUCCCUCGGUCUCCUCAGCGACACAGGCCCCGCCCACAACGCUCUGCUCUAGCUCGUAGGCGUGGCCUGUCCCUGCUCGGUCACGCCCCCUUGCUCGGCCACGCCCCCUGGCAGCAGAACGCGGACCACGGCCACGGAUCGACGUUCUUGUUCACCCGAGCGGAGCCUCUUUCUUUGGGCGAUGCUCGCUCUGGAUCUUACCCAGCGCCGAGCCUCGACAUUGGGGGGAGUGGGGCGGACGUGAUCGUACAGAGCUCUCUGGCUUUUGAAGGGGAUCAUGGAUAA